This is a messenger RNA of Meira miltonrushii, 964 nucleotides long. RefSeq names its product GrpE-domain-containing protein. The coding region runs from base 21 to 824 and encodes 267 amino acids. Gene Ontology annotation, molecular function: protein-folding chaperone binding; adenyl-nucleotide exchange factor activity; protein homodimerization activity. Gene Ontology annotation, cellular component: PAM complex, Tim23 associated import motor. Lineage: Eukaryota; Fungi; Basidiomycota; Exobasidiomycetes; Exobasidiales; Brachybasidiaceae. Gene Ontology annotation, biological process: protein folding; protein import into mitochondrial matrix. The transcript has a single exon. The record is from RefSeq and is a predicted model, not a curated record.
CUCAGAAAAUCCGACAAAUCAUGCGUAUCACUCCAUCAGUAUCCAGACCUCUCUCACAGGCCAUCAAAUCCACAUCGACUAGCUCUUGGUCAAGUGGAGCAGCCGCCACUACUACUGCUAUGCGUUCUGCCGGCUGGAUGUCCAUGCCAUCCCGAAUGGCUACUCAACCAAUGCUACGGACACCAUUCUCUACUUCUUCAAGAGUGCAACAAACUGCUGAAGAAAAGAAAGAGACAGAGAACAAAGCAGCAGGUGAAGCAAUGGGUGCAAAAGACGGAAAGGCAGAAUCAGCAGGAGAAGCAAGUGAAUUGGACAAACUACAGGCAACAAUAAAAGAAAAGGAUGUCAAAAUAAAGGAACUAACGGAUGCAGUAUUGUAUGGAAAAGCCGAUUUGCAAAACGCACAAAGACGUGCUCAAGAGGAAAAGUCACAAGCAGGUGACUAUGCUAUCACAAAGUUUGCAAGAGAUCUCACCUCAUCUCUUGAUAUUCUCAAUUUGGCCUUACGUUCUGUACCUGAGCCUCUACGCAAGGCACCUGAAGAUGCAAAAUCGUUGGAUGAUCCAAGAAGAGCCAUUUCUGAGCUAUACAGCGGAGUGGAAUUAACUUCAAAAUCGAUUUUGGAUAUGUUGAAAUUACACGGUGUGACCGUAUUUGAUCCUACUGGAGAGAAAUUCAACCCUCAAGAGCAUGAAGCUAUGUUCCAAGCACCCGUACCCGGCAAAGAGCCAGGAACAGUUUUGGAAUGUUCAAAGGUUGGUUUCCGUAUCAAGGACCGAGUUUUGCGUGCGGCUCAAGUGGGAGUCGUUCAAGAAACCUCAUAGAUGUAAAUGCUUGAUCAUAUAAUUGUACUAUCAUAAAACACUGUCAUUCAUAUCUUUUGUCUACAUGCAAUCUUUAUCACCACUUCCAGCAAAAGAUGUUAAUUUUGUGACAUGCUUAGAGCUUAUUCUCUUGCAGCGGU